AAUCCGUUGGACCAAAAACGAAAACAAGACAAUCUCAUCCAAUUGUCACUGAAAUUCAACGGCACGAUGGCGAGCAGUCCGACGGUUGAUGCCAGAAGCGGCUUCUGCAGUUCCAAUUCCGUAUUCUACAGCAAGCGCAAGGCCAUAACACUACCGCCCAGCGAUUAUCUCGACAUCACAACAUUCAUAUCGUCUCAAGCCCACCGAGGCAAUGUGGCCUUCAUCGACGGCUCCACCGGCCAACAACUCACCUACGUUCAAUUAUGGACUGCCGUCGAUUCAGUUGCCUCGUCUCUCUCCGACAUGGGCAUCCGAAAGGGCCAUGUCAUCCUCCUCCUGUCCCCGAACUCCAUCUUCUUCCCGGUGGUCUGCCUGGCCGUGAUGUCGCUGGGUGCGAUCAUAACAACCACCAACCCACUCAACACUACUCGGGAAAUCACCAAGCAAAUGGCCGAUUCCAAACCGGUACUCGCCUUCACUACUCGCCAGCUCAUCCCCAAACUCGCCGGUCCAAAACCUCUCCCCAUCGUCCUCAUUGAUGGCGAAAUCAAUACUCCUGUUAGUAACAAAAAUAUUGCGUCUACCUUGGGAAAGAUGAUGGCGAAUGAGAAACGUGAUGGAUUGAAAUCGAGGGAAGUGAUCAACCAGGACGACACGGCGACUCUGCUCUACUCGUCGGGAACGACGGGGGCGAGUAAAGGCGUGGUGUCGUCUCACAGGAAUCUGAUAGCGAUGGUUCAGAGCGUUAAGGGCUGGUUAUAUUUGGACGAUACCCACCAAACGUUCCUCUGCACGAUUCCAAUGUUCCACAUCUUCGGCUUGGCGGUGUUCGCUGCGGGCCUCCUUUCCUUGGGGUCGACCAUCGUGGUGCUCUCCAAGUUCGAGAUGCAUGACAUGCUGUUGGCCAUUCAGAAGAACCGUGUGAGCUACGUGCCGGUGGUGCCUCCCAUUCUGGUGGCGCUAAUCAACGCCGCCGACCAGGUGAAGGCGAAGUAUGAUCUGAGUUCGCUGAGGUGGGUGUUGUCGGGUGGCGCCCCACUGAGCAAGGAAGUGACCGAGGGGUUCUUGGACAAGUAUCCAAUGGUGACAAUUCUUCAGGGUUACGGGUUGACGGAAUCGGCCGGGGUCGGAGCUUCAACGGAAUCGCUGGAGGAGAGUCGCAAGUACGGUACGGCGGGGCUGUUGUCGGCGAGUAUGGAGGCUAUGAUUGUGGACCGGGACAGCGGUAAUCCACUACCGGCGAAUAAGACGGGAGAGCUUUAUCUCAAAGGUCCCUCAAUAAUGAAAGGGUAUUUUAAUAAUGCAAAAGCAACUGCAUCAACACUCGAUUCAAAAGGAUGGUUAAGAACCGGAGAUUUGUGCUACAUCGAUGAGGAUGGAUUCAUUUUUGUGGUUGAUAGGUUGAAGGAGCUCAUUAAGUACAACGGAUAUCAGGUGGCCCCUGCUGAACUGGAGGCUUUGCUGCUCACGCAUCCCGAAAUUGUUGAUGCUGCCGUUAUACCAUUUCCAGAUGAAAAGGUUGGACAGCAUCCAAUGGCAUAUGUGGUAAGAAAAGCCGGAAGCAGUUUAACGGAGAGCGGAGUGAUGGAGUUUGUGGGCAAGCAGGUGGCUCCCUACAAGAGAAUUAGGAGGGUGGCAUUUAUAGAUUCCGUGCCUAAGAAUCCAUCUGGCAAGAUUCUCCGGAAGGAUCUCAUCCAGAUUGCAACUUCUUCUUCCAAACUUUGAGCAGUUGUAGUACUAGUGCUACAUUUAUGAAUAAUUUGCAAUUGAGAGAGUGGUGGUAUAACAUUAUCAGCUCACUUGCUUUUCAGAUUCUGAGCCCAUUUAGUUCUUUGAUUUAUAGCAGCUAGCGUGGCCGGAUUUUUUUGCAGACUAUUUUGUGGCGCAAAUUAAUUAAUUUUAUCUUAACUUGCCUUA
Messenger RNA from Malus domestica (apple), 1917 nucleotides. RefSeq names its product peroxisomal OPC-8:0-CoA ligase 1-like. Gene Ontology annotation, molecular function: CoA-ligase activity. Gene Ontology annotation, cellular component: peroxisome. The record is from RefSeq and is a predicted model, not a curated record. Lineage: Eukaryota; Viridiplantae; Streptophyta; Magnoliopsida; Rosales; Rosaceae.